Messenger RNA from Ectocarpus sp. CCAP 1310/34, 1140 nucleotides. NCBI's taxonomy places the organism in Eukaryota, Phaeophyceae, Ectocarpales, Ectocarpaceae. The record is from the annotation of a GenBank genome assembly.
AUGGUGGCCAUCGUCCACUUCAACCCGCAGACACACGUGGGGGGUGGCAGGGUGCACGUGACGGAAUCAUGGAUCUUUGCAUCUGAGGACAUAGCACAUGACUGCGAUUUCCACCUGCACGGCGUGGCCAGGAUGGCGGACCACUACCUGCGUGGAGAUGGGAGCGAAGCAACAGCUGCCGCCCGGAAAGAAGGCAGGACGCCUCGGAUUCACAUGUUUACCGAUGGGUGCGGGAAGCAGUACAAAGGAAGGCGGAAUUUCCGCUUUUUGACCGACAGCGUCCGGCAAAUUGGCUUCUUCAUCGACCAUCACUUCGCGGCCACAUCUCACUUCAAAGAUUGCCAUGAUGGGAUCGGCGGAGUCGCAAAGAACGCCAUGAACAGGAGGGAGAGAUUUGGCAAGCGAAUCAUGGGGGCGGACGGGGGGGGGUACUUCGCGAAGUGGUCUCCAUACCGCAUGCGGAGGGUGCACGUCGAGUUUAUCGGUAAGAAGGAGAUCUAUCGGCCAAACUCGAUCCCGGAAGGCGUAGAGGGUACACGAGAGAUGUACCACUUUGCGGGAGCAAACACUCCCAAGUGGGAUCGGUCCACCUCAACCAAGGGACGCGAAGAUGACUGUAAGCUCGUGCUGAAGAGCGAGGGGCAGGGUCAGUUGUCGAGUCUAGAGGAGCCGGUUGCGGGAAGUCAAGGUGCUGGGUGCAGUAGCGAGCAGAUGGAAGGGUCAGGGGGCUGGGUUGCAAGCUCCGAUAUCGGGGGAGGAAGACGUGACUUGCAGGAAGGUGGAACGGACCUACAGUCUCAGGACUCGUUUGGCGUCGUGCUUCUGCUCGGCGUGCCGGUGUUCUGAGUAUGAGCAGUGCUACGUUAGCAAGACGUACCCCCGUCUCGUUCCCGCAAUGGAGGAUGGCGUAGUGAAGGAAACGGUGAUCAUGGACACUGGAGUAGCGCCCGCAGACGAAGAUGCCUCCGAGGGGAUCAAGUUCCCGCGAUACAAGAAGGAAUGCGUAAAGAAGAGAAUGACUGGGACACAGUGGCAGGACGGCGACUCUGCUACUGCAUCAAAGUUUUGGGAAGAGCUUGGAAGGAAGGAAGAGCCCAGUAUUUUUUCCCGUUUCGGGAGGUGGGCUGACAUUUAAGUGGC